AUGACCGCAUCGCUGGAAAAGACAAUCAAGGAAGAGGAGGACAUCACAAAGGGCUCGCCGUCCUACCAUCGCCGGUCCGCGUCGUCGCAACAGGGCGUGCCCGGCCCACCCCAGCGUGACAUCUUCCAGCUCUGCGUCGCCCUCUUGACCGAUGCGACCAAUCUGCCCAUGCCCAUCCGGAUCGGCGUGUGUGACCUCAUGUCUACCAGUGUGCGUCUCUCAGACAUCAGGGCCGCGCGGGCGCCCAAGGCCAUCAAUGAGACGAGGAGCGGCGCGCCAGGCUCGCAGUCCCACCGCGCGCCCGACGCCGACCACGCCCUGGCCAACAUCGACCGGGCCAUCCUGUACCGUCUCGUCUGUGGCCUUUCAGGUCCCUUGCCACCCGAAGACAAGGAGCCGGUCAUCCCCACAAGGGACAACAUGGCAGCCACCGCUCUGCCCGCCCUCAGCUCCCAGCUCAAAGCCCUCGAUGUGCUUUCGUUUGGCGGUCGAGACGUCAUAGGUUUUCCUGGCGUCUUUGAGCUGUUAAGCGACUGGACCAAGACGACCUGGAUGGAGCUACAAGCGCUAAGAAGAAUACCUAAGGGCCGGAUGGGCGAUGAGAACGUCGACGAGGCGAGUCAGCAGACGAUCAAGCCAGCAGACGCUCUGUAUGCUUCGCAGCUCCUCGAGCAGCUUUCGCUCCGGGAGUGGUCGCUCCAAGCCAGCUUGCAUCUCAUCACAUCCAUCAUCAAGUUCUCUUCUGCCAAGUUGGAUCUCCGUCAGCUCGAAUAUAUCCUCGCCCAGGUCGCCUUCAUAUUUGCAGGGCCCUCGGCGCCUCCUGUCGUUGACGAUGCGACCGUCGAGCAGCAUUCUUCUUCAACGCCAGCCAGCCCCCGUACAAGGGCAGUCGGUAGCAAGAGCAGAUCACGGUCCAAGACCAGAGAGGCGAGACCGCUGACAGAAGGGUAUGACUACUACGGCCUUCAGGCACCCUCGCCUGACAGCAACACGCCCUCGCCCUCAGUCACACCCACGCCCAAGCUCGGACCGAAGCCAUCUGCAUCACUGGCAGAGGCGGCACCCAUUGCUCUGACGACCCUGCCCCCUUCCUCGCUGCCACCCGCUUCUUCAAACAGUGCCACGGCAGCCACCGAGGCGACAAAGGCUUCGACGGGACCCCUGCUCGAGGACUCAGAUGUCCGCUUGGUCGUCAGGCUGCUUGAUGCGCUAUUGCGGUACGGCUUCAUGCCCUUCUCGAGCGUAGACGAUGUCGUCAAGACGUUGUGUGCUAUCCUUGGCUAUCCGGUCGUCCGCACGGCACGGCAGAAGCAGGCGAGCAAGUCCGAGCUGGCACACUCCACCGCCGACGAUUGGCGAGGCCUGGCUUCGCCUAUCGUUGGAUACAUUCUCAGGAGUCACUGCGCAAAUGCGGCAUUACGAGCCGUUCGAAGUAUGCUGGCUUUGCCCGAGCAGAUCCCAGCUGCGGCGCCUCCGCCGCAGGAUGAAGACCUCGUCGUCUUGGUCGGUGCCGUCGGCUUUCUCAGGGUGGCUCUUGUCCUCGUGGCAGAAGACAAUCUCGAAAAGGCAGCAGCAGCAGCGGCUACCGCGGCUUCUUCGUCGUCGGGAGCCAAGCAACAGCAGCAACAGGCCGAUGAUGCGCUGGCCCCUUCUUUGAACCUACCUCUGCUGCUUCCUGCGCUGCGUGGCGCUCUUCGCCGCCAGUCGGACCUUCUUGACUUGGAGGUCCUCUAUCUCGUCUCCGACAUGCUUCCUGUCAAGCAGCCAUCAUCGGGCGAAAAGCAAGCCGCGCCUCUCUUGGGUGAAAAGCUGGACCCAAGCGACUGGGACGCGCUUCUUGACCUUACGGUCGUCGCGCGCAGGCAUGUGGAAGGGUGGAAGCUGCGCGGGAGCGUGCCCAAUCCUUUCGGCAGCGACGGGCAGAGCUCGAUCUCACCGAGUGACCACGCCGGUGUACCUCCUGCGGUGGCAGCCAUGCUUCACGUCUUGACUCGUCUCAGACUCACUGCGCCAGUCACGUCAACGUCUGGGCCUACGCCUUCCUCGCCCCUCGACGCCUCGAAGGCUGACGCAGGUCUGCCCUGGACACCCAAGCUGGCUGCACUGCUCCUCUCACUUGCGCCCAUCUUGCCCGACUCGAUGGUGAUCAAUCUUGUCAACUUCUACCGGGCCCAGCACCUCUGCCUGCCUUGCACGCCCGAGUGGAUCGCCAACAUUCGAUCCCUGCUUGCCGCCUUCUUCCAUCGCCACGAGCAGGCCGCGCUCGACUUUGGCUCGUUGCCUGCCCCGCAAGCGCGGCGACAUCUCGUGUCGCUGCUUUUCGAUCACGUCUACGAGGCCGUGCAGGAUUUGCCGGUGCAGCGCUCGAGCCUGAUGCUCGACAUUGUCAUUCCCUUGGCUCAGUCGGCGCUGGCGAACGAGAUCGAUAGCGAGGUCGAAAAUGCCAUCAGGAGGGUUCUCGUCGAAGCUGCUGCCGCGGCGGGUAGCCAACCUGCCUCUGCUGCUGCUGAGACGGCCGGGGAAGAGGAGAGCGACGAUGAGAGAAUCUUUACGGAGAUCUGCCAGCUGCUCUGCAAGCUAAGCCGAGCGAAGCCACAGACCAGCCCUUCGGCGCUUCCUCAUGUCUCUUUUCUUGAUCCGCCAGGGUCGCACGAGCAUCAGAGCUCGACCUCUUCCUUAUCGCGCGUCCAUUCCCAUUCGAGGUCCAACAGCGGUGUUCGAUCGGCGCUGGACUUGAUCGCCAUCUUCAAUCGCGUCGCCUUCUCCUCGCCUUGGGCUCUUCUCCCCUUCUCAGCGGCGGGCCAUGCAAAGGAAGACCGACUGGCAUGGGAAGCAAAGGCGCGAGGCUGCUGCAUCGACAUCUUUAAGCGCCUCUUGGACCUACUCGCACCUUCGCAAGAGAAAGAGCCAGCUCCCACACCCGUCCGCCUCGCUGUUCUGCAGUGGCUCAUCAGGAUCCGAACGGACCGGCAGCAUCGCGUCUACCUCGUUCGGGACCUCGAGGAUCUUGUUCGGCCCUCUGCCACGUCGCUUGGCCGCGGCCCUGUCCCAACGCCCGGCUCGGCAGCUGCGACAGAUGCUGCACAGUCGAAGGCCUCUGCCAGGGGCACAGGGACCGCCGCUCCGGCGGGAACGAAGGAGAGAGAGGCAAAUACUGCAAGACAAGGGAGGGACCAGCAACGGACACAGACAGUGGCCGAAAGGUCCAUGUCAAGGGCACGCGACACUUCUCGCGACCGCGGUCGUGCAGCGGAUAGGACCGGUGAAUCGCCCAGAGGUGGGACUGGCGCCGAACGCGAUCGCAGUAGCAGUCGGACGAGAGCUUCUGGGAACGCAGCCGGAUCCGAACCUCUGUGGCGCCUGCCCGAAGAGAUUCUCUUCGAGCUGCCAGCCUCGAGCAUUCGUAGCGACGUCGUAUAUACCUACAUGCACGAUGAGGCCGACCAGAGCUGCGGACACGCUCACUCGCACAGCGACCUCGACGACCACAAAGGGAAGAAACCUGUUCCACUACCUGUGUCCCAAUACCUGGCAACAUGCAUCGCGAUCCUGGCAAAAGAGCGCGAGUGGGACCUGGUGUCGUACCUCAUCUGCCACCUGCCUCAUCAGCUCGCCAACAAGCAUCUCUUCUGCGGGCCCAAAGCGCAGCACCAGAUCCUGGAGCUUCGCACACUGCUCGCAAAGAGCAUCCUCCAGCAGAAGCUGGUCCCGGAUGUGGUGCUGCCGGAUGACAUCAAGAAGACAGACGUGUAUGCGGUGACGUACAACACCCUCACGGUGCUCAUCAGCUAUCGGACCAUCUUUGGUCGCCUGCAGCAAGACGAGAUCGUCGAGGCGUUCAUGACGGGCCUCACCAAGUCGCAAAACACGGCCCAGCCCUGCAUUCGGGCGCUCACGGUGGCCGUGUAUGAGAUGCAGAAGUCGGUGACGAGGAUGCUGCCGUCGAUGCUCAUCAAGCUCUCGACAGUCAUGUCAUCAACGGCCAUGAGCGUUCAUAUCCUCGAGCUCAUCGCCUCGAUUGGACAUCUGCCCUCGUGUUAUGCCAACUUUACAGAGACGGACUACCGUCGCAUCUUUGGCAUCUCGCUCCAGUACAUUCGCCAUCACAUUCAGUACCAGCGCGCAGCCGAUGCGGACCGUCAGGAGCAGCAGUCGCAGCCGUCGUCGCAGCUCAAGGAGGACUUCAGGGCCAGCCCGGCGUCUUUUGCGCUGAGCCAGUACGUCAUGAUGCUGGCCUACUACAACAUCAGCCUCUGGUUCAUGACGCUCAAGACGAGCGACCGACCAAAGCACGUGGCCGAUAUCACCCGCAACUUGCUUCUCGCCAACGAAGGCGAAAGCGGCGACGAGAAGAUCUCGGAUCAGACGGAGGUCUGUUUUGAUUUCCUGGCCCGUUUCACAAACUCCAAUGCGGAGCCCAAGCCGAAAAAGUCCUUUUUGAACACAGUCGUCAUGGGUGCCCAGCAGGGCAUUGUCAAAGGGACGGCAGCGGCAAAGGAUGCCGACGGCAAGAAUCGGGCGACCAAAUCCUGGCUGAUUGGCAAGGCGCUCUUGACGAUUACGAUGCUCAAAAAGCAGGGAUGGGCAGAGGUCAUGGUGCGGAGACCUUCGGGAACGAUUGCAAUGCUCAGCAAGCUUGAGAACAGUCCCGUCAGCACGCUCAACAAGGAUGAGACGAUGCUCGACGAUUGGUCAAAGGUUGCUCUGCCAGCGAGCUUGAUGAUGGAUCGCGAUCCUGACCUCAUGAAGUCCCCGGUUCGGCUCGCGCCCUAUCUCCCUCCAUCAUCGGUCGAGGGCAGAAGGAGCUUCAGGCAACAAGCCGAAGCGAGGCUAAGGCUGGGCGACCAUCUCAGGGAAAGGAGGCCAUUGGGCCCGGGACAUUAUGGUGUGGCAAGCGUGAGGAGACCGAGGCCAGCUUCUUUCUCGGAAGAGCAAUCUUCGCAAACGCAAGCGCCUGCAGACGAGUCGGAGGCGAUCGAGGAGGUCAUGCGUGAGGUUCUCUCAGAUCCGCCUCUCCGUGCUGGGGCUCUUCAGGGUUCUGACGGAGAAGCAACGGUCAAAUCGACUGGAUUGAUCAAGGCAAACGAGUCUCAGACAGCCAAAGAUCAGACGGCGAGCAACAACGUCGAUGUCGACCCAAGCUUCUUGGCGAUCCAACUCUCUUCAUACCCUGACGUCUCGAGCGAGUCUCCUCCACUCCUCUUACCCAAUGACGCGGCAACGGAGAGGAUGAUUCGCGCAAUUGACUUGACGCCUGUUGUCGACUUCCACAAGAUCGGUGUCCUCUAUGUUGGACCAGGGCAAACGACAGAGGUGGAGAUCCUGGGCAACCAGCGAGGGUCGCCGGCCUAUACGAGAUUCUUGGCAGGCUUGGGUGACCUCGUCACCCUUCGAGGUCAAGAAGACGUGUACACCGGGGGGCUCGACCGGCACAAUGACGAGCACGGCAAGUAUGCCUACGUAUGGUCCGACGACAUCUCGCAGAUCGUCUACCACACCGCCACCAUGAUGCCGAAUCGACCCAGCGCUGAGGAUCCGAACCACAGCAACAAGAAGGCUCUGAUCGGAAAUGACUGGGUCCACGUCGUCUUUAACGAAGCAGGCGGUGGCGUCGAAUAUGGCUUUGGGACGAUCAAGAGCCAGUUCAACUUUGUCAACAUUGUCAUCAGCCCGGACUCGAGGGGCGGUGCGAACCUGGGCAGCGUCAACCCCGACGACAUGACUUUCUACCGAGUCUCGUUGCAGUGCCGACCCGAGAUCCCGACGUUUGGGCCCAUCGGAGACGGACAGCUCGUCAGCGCGGCCGCUUUGCCCGACUUUGUGCGCAUCAUCGCCCUGAAUUCGAACCUCGUCAGCCAGAUCAGCCAGGCAACGGGUGACGCGAUGCGGCCCUACGAGAGCAACUGGGUCUCUCGCCUGCAUCACCUCGAGCGCACCCGCGCAAAGAUCGAGACGCAGCUCAAGAAGCGAAGGGAGGAAAAGGAGGCACAGGGGCUCGAUGCAAGUGCGACAAGGAGCCGCUACGAUGUUUCGAGGUUCUGA
Messenger RNA from Acaromyces ingoldii, 6042 nucleotides. RefSeq lists its product as hypothetical. The transcript has 5 exons. Bases 1 to 6042 code for a protein of 2013 amino acids. Lineage: Eukaryota; Fungi; Basidiomycota; Exobasidiomycetes; Exobasidiales; Cryptobasidiaceae. Gene Ontology annotation, biological process: positive regulation of GTPase activity; negative regulation of TOR signaling; regulation of small GTPase mediated signal transduction. Gene Ontology annotation, cellular component: TSC1-TSC2 complex; cytoplasm; nucleus. Gene Ontology annotation, molecular function: GTPase activator activity. The record is from RefSeq and is a predicted model, not a curated record.